Messenger RNA from Schistocerca gregaria, 1941 nucleotides. RefSeq names its product exosome complex component RRP45-like. Gene Ontology annotation, cellular component: nuclear exosome (RNase complex); cytoplasmic exosome (RNase complex). Gene Ontology annotation, biological process: U1 snRNA 3'-end processing; nuclear mRNA surveillance; exonucleolytic trimming to generate mature 3'-end of 5.8S rRNA from tricistronic rRNA transcript (SSU-rRNA, 5.8S rRNA, LSU-rRNA). The transcript is spliced from 8 exons. The coding region runs from base 292 to 1812 and encodes 506 amino acids. The record is from RefSeq and is a predicted model, not a curated record. NCBI's taxonomy places the organism in Eukaryota, Metazoa, Arthropoda, Insecta, Orthoptera, Acrididae.
GAUCUUAGCCGAGAGCUAACAGGUCUCGCCAGAGCUCAACAUGCAGCCAGUGAAAUUGGAAAGGAUACUAAUUCUGGCAUUUACUUCCACUCUAGAAUUUUUGCAGCAGCUUGUGACAACGCAGCUAGACACAAAUCUCAAUCGAUCGCCCAUCCUAUCAUUCGUGUAGUACCGGUUUUUUUCUUACGUUUGUAUAUAUCUUUGCUGUGCGUGCUUUGCUUCGUGUUUACUGUCGUAAAGGACGCUGUUGUUAUGUUGUUAUGUAGUUAAACCAUCAGGUAACAAGUAAACAUGAAAAGCGGUGUGUUAUCCAGCUGCGAGAAGUCGUUUGUCCUUCAGGCUUUGACUGAAGGGAGGAGACUUGAUGGGCGAGCUUUUAAUCAGCACAGAGAUCUGAAAAUCUUUUUUGGCAGUGAUCUGGGUUGCUGCCAAGUUUUAUUGGGGCUGACCAGGUAUGACGUCCUUAAAAUUACAUUUGUUUUUCAGCUGGUUUUUUUGCCUCAUGUAAAUGUUUUUCACUGUUUUAGAGUUAUAGCACAGGUGUCCUGUGAAGUUCAACAACCCAAACCAACCCGUCCAGAGGAAGGUCUGCUUCUAGUUUAUGUGGAAUUGAGCCCUAUGGCUGCACCUGAUUUUGAGGCAGGACGACCAUCAGACCUUGCCGUUCAGUUGAGCCGGGUUUUGGAGAAAUGUAUUAAAGACAGCAGGGCUGUUGACUUGGAGUCUCUGUGCAUCAAAAGUGAAGAAAAAGUGUGGGCACUUCGUGUGGAUAUAACAGUAUUAAACCAUGAAGGAAAUUUGGCAGAUGCUGCUUCUGUUGCUGCUCUGACAGCAUUGGGUCACUUUCAGCGCCCAGAUUUUACUGCUGAGGGUGGCAAAAUAAUCAUCCAUAGUGCAGAAGAGAAAGACACAGUACCAAUAACGCUUCAUCAUUACCCAGUAUGUGUCUCCUUUGCUGUGUUCAACAAUGGGGAGCAUGUAGUGGCAGAUCCUACGGAGCUAGAAGAACGUGUUGCUGAAGCUCAUAUAGUGUUCGGUAUGAAUUCAUACCGUGAGCUUUGUGGUGUUCACUUGGGAGGCAGUGCACUUGCAGAUCCUGAGAUGAUUAUACAGUGUGCAAUUCAAGCUGCCGUACGUGCAUCUCGAGUUGUAGAGAUAAUACGGAGUGCCUUGGAAAGUGAUGCCAAAGCCAGGACUGAAGGAGCAGACGUUGGCUUUGUUAAAAGCAUAGAAAAAGAUAGUCUACUGUCCUUAGUGCGCGAAAAUGUAAACAUCUGUCUUGAUGCCACUGAGCUAAGGACAUCUGCAGUGAAUGCUGUUGACAAACUGAAUGACUUUAGAGAAGAUAUGGAUCUGGAUUUGAAUAAUGGUGAAGUGGGAAGGACUAAGGAGGAAAAAGUAAUUUUCUUGGGUAAUGGCACAGCUGAACUGGUGGAAGUCAAAGAAGAAAAAAGACAAAACAAUGUAAAGACAGAGGUCGAGGAAGUGGGAACAGGAGGACCGAGCAAGUGGGAAGUGUCCAGCAGCAGCAGCAGUAUUGAAGAAGUUAGCAUUGACAGUGAUCAGUCACGUGAGAAAGAUGAUUCACCAGACAUUGAGGUAGUCAAGGAAGUGAGCUUUGAGGAGAGGCUGAAAAUAGUUGAUAGCAUUGAACUGAGUGGCGACAGUGAAGAAGAGGAAACUAGUGUUCUACACGCAGAUGACAUUAAUGAAGUUAUGGAAGUGGAAAAGAAUUCACGGAAAGCAGUAAAGGAUGAAGAAGUAGAAGAAAAAGAAACACCUAGCAGAGGAUGGUAUAAAUCAAAGUGGUAGCAAAUGUAUCUUUCCUACAAAAACGUGUCAUACAAUGUACAAAAUGUGAAAUUUUUUAUUGUAAUGUUGACUGUUUUGUCUGAGAUAUGUUUCAUCUUUGUUGUUAUAAAGAUUUUUGGCAGAUACAAA